UCCGCAGCCGGGUGCGCACGGGAGUCUCAACCGCGGCGCGUGGCGGCAGUGCCGGAGCGCUGGGCGCGCAGUCGGCCAGCAGCCGCGGGACAGCCUUGGCCGAACAGCCGCGUCGGGAGCCCAGCAGCCCCGGGCUGGGCCCGCGUCCCGGAGCGCCACCAGAGAGCGAGGACGACGUGGAGGCGGAGUGGCGCCCGGCGAGGUAGCGCCAGGCGAGCUGGAGACCAUGGCCAAAAUGGAGGUGAAAACAUCACUUCUGGACAAUAUGAUUGGAGUUGGGGAUAUGGUUCUUUUAGAACCUCUCAAUGAGGAGACCUUCAUCAACAACCUCAAGAAGCGCUUUGACCACAGUGAAAUAUACACAUACAUUGGAAGUGUGGUUAUAUCUGUUAACCCAUACCGGUCUUUGCCCAUUUAUUCACCAGAGAAAGUGGAAGAAUACAGGAACAGAAAUUUUUAUGAACUGAGCCCUCACAUCUUUGCCCUUUCGGAUGAAGCAUACAGAUCCCUACGAGAUCAAGAUAAGGACCAAUGUAUUCUCAUUACUGGGGAAAGCGGAGCAGGAAAAACAGAGGCCAGCAAGCUUGUCAUGUCCUAUGUGGCAGCUGUUUGUGGAAAAGGAGCAGAAGUUAAUCAAGUUAAAGAACAGCUUUUACAGUCCAACCCUGUCCUGGAAGCUUUUGGAAAUGCCAAAACUGUAAGGAAUGACAACUCCUCUAGAUUUGGCAAAUAUAUGGAUAUUGAAUUUGACUUUAAAGGUGAUCCGCUAGGAGGAGUAAUAAGUAACUAUCUUUUAGAGAAAUCUCGGGUUGUUAAACAGCCAAGAGGUGAAAGAAACUUCCAUGUGUUCUAUCAGCUGCUCUCUGGUGCCUCUGAAGAGCUCCUCAAUAAACUUAAGCUUGAAAGGGAUUUCAGCAGAUACAACUACCUGAGUCUGGAUUCGGCCAAAGUGAAUGGAGUGGAUGAUGCAGCAAAUUUUAGAACUGUGCGGAAUGCCAUGCAGAUUGUGGGCUUUAUGGAUCAUGAAGCUGAGUCUGUCUUGGCGGUGGUGGCAGCGGUGUUGAAACUGGGGAACAUUGAGUUCAAGCCUGAAUCUCGAGUGAAUGGUCUAGAUGAAAGCAAAAUCAAAGAUAAAAAUGAGUUAAAAGAAAUUUGUGAAUUGACCGGCAUUGAUCAAUCAGUUCUAGAACGAGCAUUCAGUUUCCGAACAGUUGAAGCCAAACAGGAGAAAGUUUCAACUACACUGAAUGUGGCUCAGGCUUAUUAUGCCCGUGAUGCUCUGGCUAAAAACCUCUACAGCAGGUUGUUUUCGUGGUUGGUAAAUCGAAUCAAUGAAAGCAUUAAGGCACAAACAAAAGUGAGAAAGAAGGUCAUGGGUGUUUUGGACAUUUAUGGCUUUGAGAUUUUCGAGGACAACAGCUUUGAGCAGUUCAUUAUUAAUUAUUGUAAUGAAAAGCUGCAACAAAUCUUCAUUGAACUUACUCUUAAAGAAGAGCAGGAGGAGUAUAUACGGGAGGAUAUAGAAUGGACUCACAUCGACUACUUCAAUAAUGCUAUCAUUUGUGACCUAAUAGAAAAUAACACAAAUGGAAUCCUGGCCAUGCUGGAUGAGGAGUGCCUCAGACCUGGCACAGUCACUGAUGAGACCUUCUUAGAAAAGCUGAACCAAGUAUGUGCCACCCACCAGCACUUUGAGAGCAGGAUGAGCAAGUGCUCUCGGUUCCUCAACGACACGUCUCUGCCUCACAGCUGCUUCAGGAUCCAGCAUUAUGCUGGAAAGGUGCUGUACCAAGUGGAAGGAUUUGUUGACAAAAACAACGACCUUCUCUAUCGAGACCUGUCCCAAGCCAUGUGGAAGGCCAGCCAUGCCCUCAUCAAGUCUUUGUUCCCCGAAGGGAAUCCCGCCAAGAUCAACCUGAAAAGGCCUCCUACAGCAGGCUCACAGUUCAAGGCAUCCGUGGCCACUCUGAUGAAGAACCUACAGACCAAGAACCCAAACUAUAUUAGGUGUAUCAAACCGAAUGAUAAAAAAGCAGCACACAUCUUCACCGAAGCUCUAGUGUGUCAUCAGAUCAGGUACCUGGGGCUUUUGGAGAAUGUCCGAGUGCGGAGGGCAGGCUACGCCUUCAGGCAGGCCUAUGAACCUUGCCUAGAAAGAUACAAAAUGCUUUGUAAACAGACAUGGCCUCAUUGGAAAGGACCAGCCAGGUCUGGUGUGGAGGUCCUAUUUAAUGAAUUAGAGAUUCCCGUGGAAGAAUACUCCUUUGGUAGAUCAAAGAUUUUCAUCCGAAACCCAAGAACAUUAUUCAAAUUAGAAGACCUGAGGAAGCAACGCCUGGAGGACUUGGCCACUCUCAUUCAGAAGAUAUACCGGGGGUGGAAAUGCCGCACACACUUCCUGCUAAUGAAAAAAAGCCAAAUUGUGAUUGCUGCCUGGUAUAGGAGAUAUGCGCAACAAAAGAGGUACCAGCAGACAAAGAGUUCCGCCUUAGUAAUUCAGUCUUACAUCCGGGGUUGGAAGGCUCGAAAAAUUCUGCGGGAACUGAAGCAUCAAAAGCGCUGUAAGGAAGCAGUCACGACCAUUGCUGCAUAUUGGCAUGGGACCCAGGCUCGAAGGGAAUUGAAACGCUUGAAGGAGGAGGCUAGGCGUAAGCAUGCAGUUGCUGUCAUUUGGGCUUACUGGCUUGGACUGAAGGUACGUAGAGAAUACAGGAAAUUCUUCAGAGCCAAUGCCGGAAAGAAAAUCUAUGAGUUCACGCUUCAGAGAAUUGUGCAAAAAUACUUCUUGGAAAUGAAAAAUAAGAUGCCUUCCUUAUCUCCAAUAGAUAAGAAUUGGCCCUCAAGACCUUACUUAUUCUUGGAUUCUACUCACAAGGAGCUAAAAAGGAUUUUCCACUUGUGGAGGUGUAAAAAAUACAGGGACCAAUUCACAGACCAGCAGAAACUUAUUUAUGAAGAGAAACUAGAAGCCAGUGAACUCUUCAAAGACAAGAAGGCUUUAUACCCAUCUAGUGUUGGGCAGCCAUUCCAAGGGGCUUACCUGGAAAUCAACAAGAACCCCAAGUAUAAAAAACUCAAAGAUGCCAUUGAAGAAAAGAUCAUCAUUGCUGAAGUCGUGAACAAAAUUAACCGUGCUAAUGGGAAGAGUACAUCUCGGAUUUUCCUCUUAACAAAUAAUAAUCUCCUUCUUGCUGACCAAAAGUCUGGACAAAUCAAGUCAGAGGUUCCCUUGGUGGAUGUGACCAAGGUAUCAAUGAGCUCACAAAAUGAUGGCUUCUUUGCUGUCCACCUCAAAGAGGGCUCAGAAGCAGCUAGUAAAGGAGAUUUUCUCUUCAGCAGUGAUCACCUGAUUGAAAUGGCCACCAAGCUCUAUCGCACGACUCUCAGCCAAACCAAACAGAAGCUCAAUAUUGAGAUUUCCGAUGAGUUCCUGGUACAGUUCAGACAAGACAAAGUAUGUGUGAAGUUUAUUCAGGGAAACCAGAAAAAUGGGAGUGUCCCAACAUGUAAACGAAAAAACAACCGUCUCCUUGAAGUUGCUGUCCCUUAACUGGCGCCUCCUCUCUACUUUCAUGGACUUGUUUCUUUGUAAUAGUGCAAUUUGGUUUUGUUUUAUUUGGGGUUCAUUGUAUGUUUGGGAAUCACCAAAGGCUUUUAGAGUUCUUUGGCAAAAUAAAAAUAUUUGACUAAUCAAUUUUUAUUAUCGGAAUAGUUUUAACCUUUCAAAUACAUGUUCUGUCCUGGAGCAGGAUUGUAGAAACUAACAGUGUCUAUUUUCAUGUCUGAUGUGUUCUUCGUUUAGUCAUCAUGUUAAAUCUGUGUACCCUAAAUCAGCAUAUUACUCAUAAAUCAUUAAUUCUUAUAAGUAUAGGAAAUGGUCUUAAAAGAUACUGCAUUCAUUCAUCAAAUAUUUAUUCCAUGCCUACUCUAUGCUAGGCCCUGUGCUAGAUGGUAUGAAAACUUAAUUAGGAAUCUUUUUGUUUUUGAGACCAUUGCAUUCUGGCUGAUUUGUGCUGGUUUAACGACAUCUAAGAAGGUUUAGAAAUGUUGAGACCAAAAUAAUAACUGUUAAUGAUGGACAGCAUUAUUAGGAACCCUGUAGUAUGAUAUUUAACAAUAUAGGCUUCAAGAAGGGCUGGUCCUAAGAGGGGGCAGAGACGAACAACAGGGUUAAAUCCCUCUACAUGCGGUUUCUGUUUGAAAAAAAGAAAACUGACAUUUGAACAGACUUUUAAUUUGUUUAAACCUCUGGUAAUUACUUGUAACAGUAGAAAAUAGAAGUCAUUCUUAUUUUAGAAAAAGUGACAGAAGCAGUCCAGUAAGAUUAUAUGUUUCUGUUUCUGGUAAAUGUCAUAUAUGAUCCUCGAAAUGAUAAUAUCUCCAGAAUAUUGUUUUCACCCAAAUUUGAGUAGAUAUUUUAAACACCUAACAAAGCAAAGGGCUAAAAGCCAUUCGGAUAGCAGUAAACAUUCUGUAUGAUGUGCAAUAAAACAUGCAAGAUCUUUUUUGAAAGUUUUAUUUAUAAUACACAUUUUUGUAUGAGAAAGGUGAUUGGUACAGGGUGCCUAUUUUAGUCAUGGAUCAAAAUUAAAUUUAUGUAAUUUGCAGGGCUUUCUUUCUAUUCCUUCAAAUUUAUAAGGGUUCAUUUUGGAAACUACAUUUUAAACUUUGGAAUCAAAUUGUUUCUUAUUUGGGAGGAUAAUGUAUAUACAUUGGUAUUAUGUUAAAUAAUAAAAGUGUUCUAAUUUGGUGCCAUU
This is a messenger RNA of Piliocolobus tephrosceles (Ugandan red Colobus), 4757 nucleotides long. It is a transcript of the gene MYO1B, whose product is annotated as myosin IB. Gene Ontology annotation, molecular function: actin filament binding; microfilament motor activity; ATP binding. Gene Ontology annotation, cellular component: brush border; myosin complex; microvillus. The coding region runs from base 227 to 3550 and encodes 1107 amino acids. The record is from RefSeq and is a predicted model, not a curated record. The transcript has 30 exons. Lineage: Eukaryota; Metazoa; Chordata; Mammalia; Primates; Cercopithecidae. Gene Ontology annotation, biological process: endocytosis; actin filament-based movement; actin filament organization.